CACGAGUGUUCCGAAUACAUGCUACAAAUAUUUCGGGCCAAAUCGGUGCUGCGAGGCAGAUAUCACGAUAGGCGAACGAGGCGUGCUGCCCCAGAUUCAGCCAAUCGGUGCUACGAACCUGGGGGAAAUUAGCCUAGGGAAAAUAUUCGCGAUAUAAUAUGGAACACGGGCUUUGCAGUCGGAGGGGCUGCUCGCACACGUUACUCAUAUUUUUUCAUCUGUCAAUUUCAGGGCUUAGAUAGGCUUGAGCUUGAUCAACCGGGACACCCAGAGUGCGAAUAAUUAUACGAGCGACGCAUCGGUGAGAAAAGUGGAUUAAAAGUGGUAAUCGUGAGUCUUCGAUACAUAGUUUGAACUGAUCUAGGUAAGAAUGUCGAGCGAAAGCGUCAAAACGUUUGCCAGCCUUGAGACACCUGGAUAUGUUGGCUUCGCUAAUCUGCCAAAUCAGGUUCAUCGAAAGUCUGUUAAAAAAGGGUUCGAAUUUACUUUAAUGGUCGUCGGAGAGUCGGGCCUUGGAAAAUCAACGCUAGUGAAUAGCCUCUUCCUCACAGAUUUGUACCCGGAAAGAAUUAUUCCUGACGCAGUUGAAAAAACGAAUCAGACUGUGAAGCUUGAUGCUUCAACUGUAGAAAUUGAGGAACGCGGUGUGAAACUUAGAUUGACAGUAGUGGACACUCCUGGAUACGGAGAUGCUAUCGACAAUACUGACAGUUUCAGAGCCAUUAUUCAGUAUAUUGAUGACCAAUUUGAAAGAUUUCUUAGAGACGAAAGUGGCCUUAAUCGUAGAAAUAUUGUGGAUAACAGAAUCCAUUGCUGUUUCUACUUUAUAUCUCCGUUUGGUCACGGGUUAAAGCCUUUGGAUAUUGAAUUUAUGAAACAACUGCACAACAAGGUCAAUAUUGUACCAGUAAUAGCAAAGGCGGAUGUGCUGACGAAAAAGGAAGUUCUUCGUUUGAAGAAACGUGUUAUGGAGGAGAUCGAAGGCAAUGGUAUCAAAAUAUACCCACUUCCAGACUGUGAUAGCGAUGAAGAUGAAGAUUACAAGGAACAAGUGAGACAGUUGAAGGAAGCAGUACCAUUCGCAGUUUGUGGUGCAAAUACGCUCUUAGAAGUCAAAGGGAGAAAAGUUAGGGGACGAUUGUAUCCGUGGGGUGUUGUGGAAGUAGAAAAUCCUGACCAUUGUGACUUCAUAAAAUUGAGGACAAUGCUUAUAACACACAUGCAAGAUCUCCAAGAAGUUACGCAAGAGGUUCAUUAUGAAAAUUAUCGUUCUGAAAGAUUAGCUAAAGGAGCUCCUGCGCCACCGAGACGUCAAACGAUUAUAGAGUCAGAAAAGACGAAUACUGUGAGCGAAAAAGACCGUAUUUUACAAGAAAAGGAAGCGGAAUUACGACGCAUGCAGGAAAUGGUGGCUCAAAUGCAGGCCCAAAUGCAACAACAACAACCUUAGAAUUGAAGAAUAUUUAAAUACAUCUUGAGGAUAAAAUCUCCAUCUUGCCAGGUGCCAAAAGUCGAAAGAAACUACAGUACUGUCUUAAAUUUUGAUUCGUAAAAAGGAGUGGUCCAAUAAUUGGUAUUAAUUUUGGAAUUUGCCAUUCCGAAAUUCCAAAUCAGAAUCGAUUUUAUUUUACCACCAAUUCAUAGGACGUAGUACAAUUUUUUUACUUCUCAUCAUAGUUUAUAAUUUUUUAAUUGUGAAUGUUUAUGUGCUGUGGGACGUGCAUAUUGAGUGAUAGAAGCUAAACCAAAAAAACAAAAUAACCAAGACACAAAAACAUUUGUUACUUACAUAUCUGUGUGCAUUGUAAAGAGAAAUAUAAAGAGUGCCUUGCAGUAUUUUUUUUUUAAACGAAAUGUGUAUCAUUUUAGCCAACUUGUUCUGCACAACCCGCACUUUUACAUAAUUAUUUAGUGAAAAUUAAUUUCAAAAAAAACUUCGAGGUAAAAUAAAUAUGACAAUAUCAAUCCAUUCCUGACAAGAAGAUUAGUGAAUUUCUUAUACUAAAGGUAUAAAGAUACCCAUUAGUUUUUGCUUGCAAUGUUAAUAACAAUAUCACAUAUCCGCGCGAUAUUUAUGUUUUCUAUGUUGAAAUACGUUCCAUAUUGUAUGUGCGAUAUGAAGUUAAAAAAAUCUCAUAAUUCGUACAAAAUUUCCUCAUAUCAAAGUUAUGAUUAAAUAUACUGCCAGUUUUAGGUAUUGCAAAUUCCUGAAUGUUAACAAGCAAUUAGAAUCGUAUUAGGUAAUGGCGAAUUUCGAAUAUGAGAGAAGAGUAUAUAUUUUCUAUAAAUAAAAUAGGUUUAAUUGUUCGUUGUGACAACGCAUUUACUCUGUACUGAUCUACAUAUAAUACUUUUUUCAUCUGUAUUUAAGUGGAAUUUUUCGGCUUUAUACAAUUGUAUUUUCUAAGUGAAAGCCUUUUAUUAUUCCUCACCUUUAUUAGGAGGCAUAUUACCCUAAUAUCAUUUUUAUUGGCAUUGAGAAAGUGAAGUUUGAUCAAGGAAUUGUCAACUAUUUUGAAAAUCUUUAAGUAGGUAGAUACCGUAAGUGUGUAAGAAAUU
Molecule: messenger RNA, 2559 nt
Organism: Neodiprion virginianus
Lineage: Eukaryota; Metazoa; Arthropoda; Insecta; Hymenoptera; Diprionidae
Gene: Septin1
Product: septin-1
Exons: 6
Coding region: 371-1450 (359 amino acids)
Biological process (GO): regulation of exocytosis; cell division; cytoskeleton-dependent cytokinesis
Cellular component (GO): septin ring; septin complex; synaptic vesicle
Molecular function (GO): GTPase activity; GTP binding; molecular adaptor activity
Source: RefSeq, a predicted model, not a curated record